Molecule: messenger RNA, 1242 nt
Organism: Salvia splendens (bonfire salvia)
Lineage: Eukaryota; Viridiplantae; Streptophyta; Magnoliopsida; Lamiales; Lamiaceae
Exons: 3
Coding region: 97-966 (289 amino acids)
Source: RefSeq, a predicted model, not a curated record
UCAUUUUCCAGAUCAAUUUUGGAGAGAGCCAAACCUCAUCAAAUUAUACAAAACUAGCUAUAAUUGGAAAGAGGUAUUCACAAGGCCUGGAUUUUAAUGUGUAGCCAAGCACCGGUGGCGAUCGACGGCAGUGGAAUGAAUUUGUUGGCUAACAAUUGGCUGCAACGCUUCGGCAGCGGCGGCGAUUUCUCGUCCCGGAGUGCCGGAAGUGAGCUCGACUUGGCGGUUAUGGUCAGCGAUUUUUUCGAGAUCGGAAGCGCCGGAGCUGAGUCGUGGUGCAGCAGCGACAGCGAUUCCGGCUUAUCCGACUUGGCUUAUCUGACCGACCGGAUUUCGUUCUAUAAUCGAUCAGUUGACCAGUAUGAAAGGGAUUUGAUGUUGGUGAUCAAAUCCUCAAUUCUCUCAGAAACCUGGCAAGUUGAGAAGCUAGAUCCAUGCAAAGCUAGCUGCAUUCUUUACUCUCUGGUGAAACUUUUACAAUCUUCUGGUUAUGAUGCAGCAUUAUGUGCAACCAAAUGGCAAGGUGAUGGCAAAGUUCCUGGAGGUGAACAUGAAUUCGUAGAUGUGAUAGCUCAAGAUAACAAUGGAGGAACUGAAAGAUACAUCAUUGAUAUAGACUUCCGAAGCCACUUCCAGAUAGCAAGAGCAGUAAAAUCAUAUAAUGCAGUUCUGAGUUCUCUUCCAGCCAUCUACGUAGGCACUGUGCCAAACCUCAAACAGCUUCUUCAAAUCAUGGUUGAAGCAGCCAGGUACUCUCUCGAGCAGAACUCAAUGCCUCUUCCUCCAUGGAGAGCCUUGCCUUACUUGGAGACAAAAUGGGAAUCGCCUUGUGAAAGAAUAGUCAAUUCUCCUCCUCGUUCCCACACAGCCCCAUCGUCUUUGUCUCAUCUCCACUGCAUUGCUCUACUGCAGCGGCUCAAGUCCUUUGUUCGGUCUGAUAUUACGAGAGGAAUGGAGUAUGAAUAACUGGGAUAUUGGAUAGUUCUUUUAUUCUUUAUUCUUUAUUCUUUUCCGCCUAUAAAUUUUGGAUGAGGUUUAUAUUCAUUUGCAGAAGCCUUCUUAAAGCUGAAGAUUUUUCUGCCGAAGCGUAUGGAAUUGGACUCAGUAGAGAUUGAUGUAUUAAUCUCAAUUUUGGCAAAAAAUAUAUCGCUCGCAGUUGGUAGUUUGUAACAUUUGACAUAUGAUUCGAACCAUUUUAAUUGUUUGUCUCCAUCUUGUGUAGUAUUUGUUUUUCUAUACUAA